Molecule: messenger RNA, 693 nt
Organism: Physella acuta
Lineage: Eukaryota; Metazoa; Mollusca; Gastropoda; Physidae
Molecular function (GO): GTP binding
Source: RefSeq, a predicted model, not a curated record
AUGGCGAAGAAUCCAAAAGGCUACGAUGCUAUUAUUUACAUUGCAAGGUAUGAAAAUCAGCUAAGUGUUGAAGACGCGCAUGCGAUACAAUUUUUUAAACAAGUCCUUGGAAGUGAUUUCAUGCGUUGUCAUGGGGUAAUUCUCCUUUUUACUAACGGUAACAGUUGCGACACCGAUGCAGAAAAGAUGAAGGAAAAUUUCAAACUUGAAAUGUGGCUGAAAAAGCAAAAUCAAUCAAACAUUAAAUCUCUUAUAAAAGAGUGUGGCUCCCGUAUUAUGCUAUUUAACAAAAGAUGUAAAGGUGAAAAUCCUAAUCAAAGCAUGAUGGAACGAUUGAUACAGUUGAUUGAUGGUCUAAAUAAUGAAGGGAAUAAAUAUACCAUCGACAAAUUUCAAAAAGCUCACAAAGAGACGGAAAAACUGAUUGGAGAAGUUAAAAGACCGCAUCUUAAAGGCGAGCUAUAUAUUAAAAUGUGUCGCAUAACUCAGGAACUGAACGACAUCAGACUCGUCACAUUGGGCGAGGAUCAAGUUCUGAGAAAAUUACUCAAUUUAAAAAGCGAGGCAGAACUUAUUUUUGCUGAGCUUGAAGAAGAAGAUAACGAAACUAGCGCGCUAUGCGUCGCAAUGAAAAUAUUGAACACAUUGCAAAAGUCUAUUAAAGAAAAGCUGAGUCUAUUUAGUUCUUUAUAA